ACUGAAUUACGUCAAAAUCGAACAACUCAAAUUCAAGGUUGCGGCUGUGCGCAUGUUUUUUAAAACAAGCUACAUCCGACUAAAUUAAUUAGUCACCUCGUUUGAUGUUGAGCCGAUCGUUCCGGCAUUUGUCGGCUUACUUGUACAAAAUGUUGCCUGAAGUUGUAUUCGUACUCGGAGCACCCGGGGCUGGCAAGGGAACCCAGUGUUCAUAUAUUUCCAAGGAGUAUGAUUUCGUUCACCUUUCUGCUGGUGAUCUGUUACGUGAGGAGAGACAACGACCUGGCUCCGAGUAUGGAGAGAUGAUUGAGGAAAAGAUUCGAAAUGGAGAAAUCGUCCCCGUCGAGGUUACGUGUUCACUUAUUCAUAAAGCUAUGCAAAAGUCCGGCAAAUCGCGAUUCCUUAUCGACGGCUUUCCACGUAAUAAAGAUAACCUGGACGGAUGGGAUCGUGUGAUGUCGGACAAGACGAAACUCUUGUUCGUAUUAUUUUUUGAAUGUUCGCGAGAUAUAUGCACGGAGAGGUGCCUGGGGCGGGGCGCGGCAGGCAGCGGCCGCUCCGAUGACAAUUUGGAAAGCUUGCAGAAGAGAUUUAACACGUAUAUAAAUGACACCAUGCCUAUAAUCAACCACUAUGACCAGUUGGGUUUGGUAAAGAGAGUAAAUGCUGAGUCGGUUCCAAUGGAAGUGUUCCAAGAUGUCAAGAAAGCUUUUGACGGCGCUGGACUCCAGAGGAUAGCUAAUUAAAUGCAGUGUGCUUAGACCAUCGUUUGAGUGAUUGUGUCAUUAUUUGCUAUGACAUGUUGCUCUUAGCGUCCAUAUAAAUGGCACAUUCUCUAGAAGCCAUGAGUUUAGAAUAAGAGUAAAAUUUGCUUAACUUUGCAAGUCUCAAAAUUAGAAGAAAAACCUUGGUAGGCAACAUAAAACUUAAUAGAUAUGUCAAGAUAUUUGUAUUAGUGGAACUAUUAUUUGGAAUACCUAUGAAUUAUUAGUUAACAGUUACUUGAGGUUUUUACAUUUUAAUAUAUUUUCAUGUGAUGUAACUAUGAAAUAUUCCUAAACACCAAAUGUUUGCCCUUAGUUAAUGUGUAAAUUAUAAUUAGUCAAAAUUUAUAAAUACUUAAUGUUAAUAUAAGUUGAAAUGUAGGGAAAUACACAGCGGAUAUGAAAAAAUCAUUUAUUUAAAAUAAAUGUAGUGAAAUACAGAAAAUAUUUGUUACUUUAUCUACUUUGUAGCAGUAUGAGGUGGCAAUUUUUAAUAGUUUAUGUAAGAAUGAGUCAUCAAGAUUAGUUAAAUUAAUAAUAUCUAUGUAAAAAAUUGUCUAUAAGUAGAUAUGAUA
Messenger RNA from Papilio xuthus (Asian swallowtail), 1339 nucleotides. RefSeq names its product cytidine/uridine monophosphate kinase Dak1 (gene Dak1). Gene Ontology annotation, biological process: pyrimidine nucleotide biosynthetic process; 'de novo' pyrimidine nucleobase biosynthetic process. Bases 105 to 746 code for a protein of 213 amino acids. The transcript has a single exon. Lineage: Eukaryota; Metazoa; Arthropoda; Insecta; Lepidoptera; Papilionidae. Gene Ontology annotation, molecular function: ATP binding. The record is from RefSeq and is a predicted model, not a curated record.